This is a messenger RNA of Dipodomys spectabilis (banner-tailed kangaroo rat), 5279 nucleotides long. It is a transcript of the gene Fmn1, whose product is annotated as formin 1. Gene Ontology annotation, biological process: actin filament network formation; actin nucleation; cortical actin cytoskeleton organization. Gene Ontology annotation, molecular function: microtubule binding; actin filament binding. The transcript is spliced from 16 exons. Bases 11 to 3337 code for a protein of 1108 amino acids. Gene Ontology annotation, cellular component: cytoplasm; cytoskeleton; actin filament. NCBI's taxonomy places the organism in Eukaryota, Metazoa, Chordata, Mammalia, Rodentia, Heteromyidae. The record is from RefSeq and is a predicted model, not a curated record.
GGUAGGCAUAAUGGAAGGCACUCACUGCACCCUCCAAUUACAUACGCCUAUUACUGAACUCUGCUACAUCAGCUUCUAUCUUCCAAGGGGGGAAGCCAGAGGAUUUUCAUACAAGGGCACUGUAACUCUAGACAGAUCCAAUAAAGGCUUCCAGAACUGCUACCAAGUUCGGGAGGGAUCAGACAUCUCCAGCCUUACCCAGCAUCCCAACGAACAGAUAGGUGACAUAUUUUUCAAGCAGACUCCCACAAAAGACAUUCUCACUGAGCUGUAUAAACUCACAGCAGAGAAGGAGAGGCUGCUGGCCAAUCUGCUGAGCUCAGACCACAUCCUGGGCAUUUCUUCGGGGAGCCAGGGGGGGAAGCUGUCCGAGCUGCCUGUGAGCCUGGUCCCUGAGGACGGCUGUGUGCAGAGUGCUGGUGACUGGCUCGGGGAGCUGCCUGUGAGCUCUCUCAGUAAGAGGAGCAGCCACGGCGGAAGGAGAGAGAGCUCAGAAGCCUUCCUGCAGAAGAGAAAGAGGAGGAAAGGGAGUGGCCGCCAGAAAACAGCUCUUCAGAUGGGAAAGGACCAGAUCUGCUCCAGCAAUUCCUUUCCUCUGUCUCCAACAAAACCGAAUCUACGGCUCCUAAAGGAAAGAGGAAACUUGGUCCCAAAUGGAGCAUUUACCCACGCCCUACAGAGGAGAGAGAGCUGUCCUGCAGAUAUCCCCAGGAUACUGGGUGCAGACCUUGGCUCUGGCAGCUUCAGGAGGGCCUCAGAAGGCUCCGGGCUUGGAAGAGAAGUGCUUCCUGCAGACAGCAGACCCACAGAGGCAAGAAACGACUGUGUUCAAAAGCAGCCAAGGAGCACUGGCGAGCUGGAGCCUCAACAAACAAAUUUGCCUGACCGCCAGGAGGAAGGCAAGAAGCCUCCCGAGGCCGAGAGGUACAGGGCAGGGAAGUGCAAGUCCAAGUCCAAGUCAGUAGAGCGGACUUGCAGGAAGAAACCUGUUUUGAAAGUGGUGGCCAGGAUCCAGGAGCCUGCUACACAUGGGCACCAUGUAGUUAGGACCCAUCCUGAAGGUGAAGGAUGGACUGACAUUUGCCCAGAGGCCCAACAUCAGUUUAUACCCCAAGAAGCUUUGCUCACCCUCCCAGAAGCCGAGGCUAGGGCUGACGGUUCCAGCUGGCAGGGCCAGGAGAAGCAAGUGGACAGGUCAUCACAGUCCUCGGUGGAAGAAACAGCCUCCGCUUCUGCGUGUCCAGCCAGUGCUGAAGGGGCUGUGAACAAGGUUCUCCUGAAGGUGAUAGAGAGGGAGAGGUUAGCUGAAGCCACAGAGGGGAGAAGGCUGGGCUUGGCCUCUGACACCAGGGCCACCCACGGCUUCCUGGACGCCCGAAGCCAGAGGAGGCCUGGUCUGCCUCAGAGCGGCCUCAGACCCUUGUCUCUGGACCUGCCCCACCCCGUGGGUGCUGACUCCUCACCACCCACAGCGCCAGCAGCGGGCUCUGGCAUGGGAUUUAAUAAUUCAUCCCCUCAGUCCAGCAUACACAAACGGCUGCCACCUGUUCCCUUGCUGCCCCCUCCAAGACACCCCCGCCCUCAGCCUCAUCACCGGAUCCUCCAGCUUCCCCCGCUGCCCAGCGAGCAGGGCCCUGCGUUUAAUGACUCUCCCCAUAGAAAGAGCGCAGUCUUCGCUGGGUUGCCCUCUGCUGCCACCUUGGAGCAAGCAUCCUCUGCAAAGGUCACGGAGACUGGUCAGGGAGCCUGGCCAGCGUCCUCCAGCGUGGGACAACCUGGACCGCUGCCCGGGGGACCCUCGGAAAAGAUCUCGGGGCUAGGGAAGACUACAGCUCAGCUGGAGCACCAGCCACCUCCAGGUUACUCCUCAGAUGGCUUUUCCUGGGACUCCUUCAAUGAGCAGACAACCAGAGACCUUCCCAACAGAGAUGGAGGUGACUGGGUCCUGGGUUACAGAGCAGGACCACCCUGCCCAUUUCUGCUGCAUGAGGAGAGAGAAAAGUCACACAGAAGUGAUUUGUACUUGGAUCUCAACCCCGACCAGAGCCCUACGGAGCCGGACGACAGGACUCCGGGCAGACUCCAGGCUAUCUGGCCCCCGCCCAGGACAAAGGACACAGAAGAGAAAGUGGGACUGAAGUAUACGGAAGCAGAAUACCAAGCUGCUAUCUUGCACUUGAAGAGGGAACACAAAGAAGAAAUUGAAAACCUGCAGAUCAUCAAGUUAUUGGAUGGAAAACGGUCUCAAGCUGUGGGAAUCUUGAUAUCUAGUUUGCACUUAGAAAUGAAGGAUAUUCAGCAAGCCAUCUUUACCGUGGAUGAGUCCGUGGUUGACUUGGAGACCCUGGCGGCCUUAUAUGAAAAUCGAGCCCAAGAGGAUGAAUUGGUUAAAAUAAGAAAGUACUAUGAGACAUCCAAAGACGAGGACCUGAAGCUGCUGGACAAACCUGAGCAGUUUUUACAUGAGUUAGCUCAGAUCCCUAAUUUUGCCGAACGUGCCCAGUGCAUAAUCUUCAGAUCUGUCUUCUCUGAGAGCAUCAACUCUUUACACCGGAAGAUUGAGAUUGUCACGCGAGCCUCUGAGGGCCUGUUGAGCAUGAAGAGCGUGAAGGACAUCCUGGCCCUCAUCCUGGCGUUUGGAAAUUAUAUGAAUGGAGGGAACAGGACCCGAGGACAAGCAGAUGGCUACAGCCUAGAAAUUCUGCCCAAACUCAAGGAUGUCAAGAGUCGGGAUAAUGGAAUUAAUCUGGUGGACUAUGUUGUGAAGUAUUACCUGCGUUACUACGAUCAGGAAGCCGGGACCGAAAAGAGUGUCUUCCCCUUGCCUGAGCCACAAGACCUCCUUCUGGCCUCCCAGGUCAGGUUCGAAGACCUCGUGAAAGAUUUAAGAAAGCUGAAGAGGCAACUGGAAGCAUGUGAGCAACAGAUGGUGGUGGUGUGCAAGGAGUCUCCAAAGGAGUUCCUGCAGCCGUUCAAGAGCAGACUGGAAGAGUUCUUCCAGAAAGCCAAAAAGGAGCAUAAAGCGGAAGAAGCUCACUUGGAGAAAGCACAGAAAAGUUUUGAAACAACGGUGGGAUAUUUUGAGAUGAAGCCAAAGGCUGGUGAGAAGGAGAUCACACCCAGCUACGUGUUUACCGUGUGGUAUGAGUUCUGCAGCGACUUCAAGACGAUCUGGAAACGAGAGAGUAAAAACAUAUCUAAAGAAAGAUUGAAAAUGGCUCAGGCAUCAGUCAGCAAGUUGACAGCAGAGAAGAAAGUGGAGACCAAGAAGAUCGACCCCGCCGCUAGUCUGAAAGAGAGACUGCGUCAGAAAGAAGCUAGCGUGACCUCCAGCUAAGACGGCGGCUCGCGGAAUGGCGGUGGCGGAGCGGCUUCUGCGCACCUCCCACAGCGCCGUGCCGGCGCCCUUCCCCAAGGCAUCUGCACACCGAUCCUGGUGCCUGCGGCCAGAAGCGCUCAUGAAGCUACGAGACACUGCAAGAGCAUUUGAUCACAGUUUCCCUUAGAAGCCCAGAGUCUAUGCUGUUAUAGAACCAGAAGAAAUCGCAAGCUUUUCCAAAGUGUACUUAAGAAGACUGAAGUGUGACGUUUUCUGACCCAAGCUGGAUAUGCUAACCUUGCCACUGCAGAGCUGCAUCUUCUGGGAUUGCUCCCGCCCCGAUCCCGGCAAAGCAGGAUCCAAUCUGCCUCCCACCUGACACCCUGGAAAUCCACCCAAACUGUGUUGUGAAGAGGCCUUUUAGAUCCUAGUCUAAGGAAAUCACAUUGCUAUCAUCGUUCAUGAUGCAGAGAAAACGAAGUUGUGCGUGGGUGGAGCAGGGGAAAGCGGGGAAGAUGAGGUAUCAGUAGCUCCUUCCUGGUGAGUGGUUGGUACUGGAAGGUGGCAUCAGCAUUGAGCUAGCUGCAUUCUCUGGUUUUUACGCCAGUUCUGAGGCUUCCUUGGCCAGCAGGGAUUCUACACUCCACCUCUGGGAGAAGCAGUAACAUCCAAGCAGGGACAGCCUCGGGGUUCAAGCCUCCACUGGACAAGUACCCUGUGAUAGUCUUCUGGACUUGGAAUCCAUUGUUUGUGGAUAAUAAAUGCCGUGCGCACACUCGGCUGAGGUUAAUGCCAGGCCCUGUGGCUUGCGCCAGGCCUCCUGUUACCCCAGGAGACAGCGUCUGCACCCUCUGCCUUUUCCAUGGUCUCAGCUGACCAGCACACAAAGCGGCUCGCACGAAGGUGCUUCGCUGUCAGAAACUCAAGAGCAGAAACGUCAUUUACAGCAAAAUGAAAAGAAAUACAUGACAGUACUACUGACUAGAGGCCGGUAGCUUCCUCACACUGGCUCUCGAGUCCCAGAGGAAGACCAUCGUGGACCUCCCCCUGACAUUUCUCCCCUUACGCCAACAGCCUUUGAAUCUAUCUUAUGAGGAGAGAAGACAGGACUAGAGACCAUCAUUUUUAGGCCUUGAUAGAAUAGAGGCCCAAGAUUCCCCUCUGGUUGGUAGAGGACAGUCUAGACACAAGCAAGAACCUCCCAUCCCUCCUCAGCCUGGCUCUCAUGGGCCAGUCCCUCACCCAGCUUUCCAGAACAGCACCUUUUCCAGCCUUGUUAAGUAGCUGAGUAUUUGCCCAGGGCCUGUCUGCAGUCCUCAGCCUCCUCGGGGACCGCCUGUGGGUUCAGCCGCCCCAGAUCCUCAGGAAACAGCAGGCACAGUUGGGAUCCGGCAAGUCAUAGAUGCCGGAUCCAUGCCCUUCCCAGAGGCCCAGAGGAAAGGGAUCGAGUCACAUGAUUGGAUCCGAAGGAAUGAGAAUAGACAGGCAGGAAAGGAGCUUCCAUGACUAGGAAAGCGUGAGUUGUGUGUGGAGCAAGGACCUUUUCCCACCUGUCGCUUUCCUACGCGCUUAUUGUUCAUUGCUGUUUUACCAUGUGGGGAGGGGCAGAGUUCACGCACCCCGGCCCAGGCCCCAGACCUCCAUUUUAGAAGAGAAUUGCUGAUUUUGCCAAAGCCACAGAAGCCGUCUCCGCAUUCCACCAAGUGGGCAGGAGCCUAGAUCCCCGUGGGUCCUGUGGGCAGGAGCCUAGAUCCCCGUGGGUCCUGUGACUCAGUGGGUGAGACUCACCAUCCACCUAAGGCCUCUGAGUUGUCACAGGUGACAUUGUCGCUGUCCCCUGCAGGAACACUCCCAAAUCUGGAAGAACAAUGAAAGGAAGCAUACAUCUUAGACUUUAAAAAAUGCAACUCAGGCCGGGCGCUGGUGGCUCACGCCUGUAAUCCUAGCUACUCAGGAGGCU